UUUAUUAUUGUACCAUUGCUAUAGCCUAAUAUGUACUGUUGCUAUGGUUAUGCCACAAAUGGAAUCUAUGCCCUACAUGCACCUGUCUUGGGAGUGGGCGUGUCUGUUUAUUUUUGUACCAUUGCUAUGGCCUAAUAUUUACUGUUGCUAUGGUUACUCCACAAAUGGAAUCUAUGCCCUAAUGUGAAACCAAGCUAAAGUUAGUGCAAGGCAAUAAGAUAAGGGUGGCUAAAUGCCAGAGGGGAUGAAACAUUAACAUAAAGAGGAGUUACUAUGUGUGUGACGUAAGGAGGAAAACUGUAUAAAAAAGUCUGGAAAGACAUUGACUGAAUAUUUCCACUACACUCUCCUUCCGCACUGAGUCCAAACCUACAGUCACUGGGUCCUGAUUGUGACAGUAGAGCCCAGUUUGCACUGCAGGAUACAGAGAUGGCAUCAGUGAAGCUGGAAGACUGUAGUCAAACACUGGAGCUGAAUGCCAACAUUAAAGAUGAAGAAGAAGAGGAGAAGAUUGGGACAUCUGUUUCUCAUGGGUGACUAGAAUUAAGUCUGAGGCCGGUAACAUUAAAAGUGAGCACAAACCCAGCCUGCCUCUCUCAUUCCACACUAUGUCCAAGCCUACAUUCACUGGGUCCUGAUUGUGACAGUGGAGCCCAGUUUGCACUGCAGGAUCCAGAGAUGGCAUCAGUGAAGCUGGAAGACUGCAGUCAAACACUGGACCUGAAUGUCAACAUUAAAGAUGAAGAAGAGGAGGAGACGAUUGGGAAAUCUGUUUCUCAUGGACGACUAGAAUUUAGUCUGUGGCCGGUAACAUCAAUAGUGAGGACAAACCCAGCCUGCCUCUCUCAUUCUACACUAUGUCCAAACCUACAUUCACUGGGUCCUGAUUGUGACAGUGGAGCCCAGUUUGCACUGCAGGAUCCAGAGAUGGCAUCAGAGAAGCUGAAAGACUGCAAUCAAACACUGGAGCUGAAUGUCAACAUUAAAGAUGAAGAAGAGGAGGAGGAGAUUGGGAAAUCUGUUAGUCAUGGAAACCAUGUAGAGACUUUCUCUACAUCCAGAGAGCAACAGCAGGAAGAUCACAGAGCUAAGAGGUCUCACCACUGCCCACAUUGUGAGGAGAUUUUCCCAAUUCUAUCAAAGCUAAAAAUACACCUAAAAAUACACACAGGAGAGAAUCUGUAUUCCUGUACUGACUGUGGGAAGGACUUCACAACAUUAAAGGUUCUGAUAGUUCAUCAGAGAGUGCAUGAACAGAUACAUACAGGAUUGAAGCCUUACUUCUGCUCUGACUGUGGAAAAAGUUUCUCUCGACUGGACACCUUAAAAAGACAUGAACAUAUACAUACAGGAGAGAAGCCUUACUCCUGCUCUGACUGUGGGGCAAGUUUCUCUCGACUGGGCCACCUAAAAACACACGAAGGUAUACAUACAGGAGAGAAGCCUUACUCCUGCUCUGACUGUGGAAAGAGUUUCUCUCGACUGGGCCACCUAAAAACACAUGAACGUAUACAUACAGGAGAGAAGCCUUACUCCUGCUCUGACUGUGGGAAGAGUUUCUCUCUACUGAGCAACUUAAAAGCACAUGAACGUAUGCAUACAGGAGUGAAGCCUUACUCCUGCUGUGACUGUGGAAAGAGUUUCUCUCGACUGGGCCACCUAAAAACACAUGAACGUAUACAUACAGGAGAGAAGCCUUACUUCUGCUCUGACUGUUUAAAAUGCUUCACAACAUCAAAUGACCUAAAAGUUCAUCAGAGAACACACACAGGAGAGAAACCUUACUCCUGCUCUGAUUGUGUAAAAUGCUUCACAACAUACUCUGGUCUUGAAAGUCAUCAGAGAACACACACAGGAGAGAAGCCUUAUGCCUGCUCUAAUUGUGUAAAAUGCUUCACAUCAUCAACUAACCUAAAAAUUCAUCAGAGAACACACACAGGAGAGAAGCCUUACACCUGCUCUGACUGUGGAAAGAGUUUCUCCCGACUGGGCAACUUAAAAAGACAUGAACGUAUACAUACAGGAGUGAAGCCUUACUAAUGCUCUGACUGUUGGAAGAGUUUCUCCCAACAGGGCAACUUAAAAAUACACCAAUGUAUACAUAAAGGAGAGAAGCCUUACUCCUGCUCUAACUGUGGGAAGUGCUAUACAACAUCAACUGGCCAAAAAGUUCAUCAACGACAACACACAUGAGAGAAGCCUUAAUCCUGCUGUGACUGUGGGAAGUGCUACACAACGUCAACUGAGCAAAAAGUUCAUCAAAUAGGACACACAGAAGAGAAGCCUUGCUUCUGCUCUGACUGUGGGAAGAGUUUCUCCCAACAGGGCAACUUAAAAAUACACCAACGUAUACAUAAAGGAGAGAAGCCUUACUCCUGCUCUGACUGUGGAAAAUGCUUCACAACAUCAACUGAGCUUAGAGUUCAUCAGAGAACAAACACAGGAGAGAAGCCUUACUGUUGCUCUGACUGUGGGAAGAGUCUCUCCCAACAGAUCCACUUAAAAUGUCACCAGCGAAUACACACAGGAGAGAAGCCUUACUCCUGCUCUGACUGUGGGAAGAGUUUCUCCCGAUUGGCCACCUUAUUAAAAACACAUCAAUGUAUACAUAAAGGUGAGAAGCCUCAUCAGUUGUCUCAGACCAGCCAAGAUUAGUCACUACAUCACCUCAUUCUCAUCUUAUAAAGGAAGUGGUAACAUUGAAUUUGAUAACAUUAACACUCUAUUGUAAUCAUAUUUUUUUCUCAAUGUGUUAUCUGUGCAGAGGAAAGGGAGCAUUAUAGAAUGUCAUUGGAAAUGAUCUUUCUCCAUCUUUUUUACUACAAAACAUAGAAGCGCAUCAACAUGUACUUUAGCAUUUUAGCUAAUAAGCAACUUUGCAACAACAUUGCAUGACCAAACAUCUCAUUCCAAAAUCAUGGACAUUAAUAUGGACUUGGUCCCCCCUUUGCUGAAAUAACAGCCUCCACUCUUCUGGGAAGGCUUUCCACUAGAUGUUGGAACAUUGCUGUGGGGACUUUCAUUCAGUCACAAUGGAUGUUGGGUGAUUAGGCCAGGCUCGAAGUUGGCAUUCCAAUUCAUCCCAAAGUUGUUAAAUGGGGUUCAGGUCAGGGCUCUGUGC
Molecule: messenger RNA, 3121 nt
Organism: Salmo salar (Atlantic salmon)
Lineage: Eukaryota; Metazoa; Chordata; Actinopteri; Salmoniformes; Salmonidae
Source: RefSeq, a predicted model, not a curated record